This is a messenger RNA of Cephus cinctus (wheat stem sawfly), 756 nucleotides long. RefSeq lists its product as uncharacterized. NCBI's taxonomy places the organism in Eukaryota, Metazoa, Arthropoda, Insecta, Hymenoptera, Cephidae. The record is from RefSeq and is a predicted model, not a curated record. The coding region runs from base 105 to 533 and encodes 142 amino acids. Gene Ontology annotation, cellular component: MICOS complex; mitochondrial crista junction. The transcript is spliced from 3 exons. Gene Ontology annotation, biological process: cristae formation.
CAAACAAUAGUUUACAUAAUUUUCGGUGCUCGUCGUAUCCGUUAAGAAGUGACAUUACUCAGCUGAGCCGAUUAGGAGAUAAAAGUAACUUAUAAUAAUACAAAAUGGGUCUAGUGCGGUUAGUAUAUUCAUUGAAAACCAAGGAGGCUUUGCUGUCACGAUUCGCUGUGAAGAGUACCAUUGCAGGCGGAAUUGUAUAUUAUACCGUACAAGAGGGUUUAUGGUCAAAGCCUGAGGAAAGCACCAAGUUAUAUGGAAAGCUGUACAAUAACGUUGCACCUUACAUCAAGGAUAAUAUCCCUAAGGAAGUAAUCAAUGAUCUUCCUCAAUUAGUUAGUCCUUCGGAUUUAUCAAAUUGUGCAAAAGCCACCUGGAACAAGGGAGUCAUAGUAUCAGUCAAAUAUAUUUCUGAACUUCCUACUCAUGUCUCCAAUGGGGUUAAUGCUCUUUUAGAACAACCAGCUAUGAAAGAAGCUUUAUCAAGUGUUAUUAAUUCAAACAGUGUACAAAGCAAACCUAGCAAAGCCCACUAGAUAAAUAUUUUUGUUACAAAUAUUGUACCUUUGAAUUCGUAGCAAAAUUAUAUCUAGUAUUUAUAUGUAAAUACAUGUCAUUGCUCAUUGUUGCUUAGUUAACUCUGCAGAAGUCAAGUAUACAUAAAGAUAACUAAAAAGUGGUUUGUAAAAAAAUAUUUAUUUACCCAAUGCUCCCUUACUAUUAAGUAAAUCCGUUGGCAUUAAAAUUCGCUUAAACUUA